AGUAGCUUUAGUUUUGCCGCCUAUUGUCGCAGUUGGAAUUAAAAUUUAUUAAAAUUUGUUUUCUAGUGUUCGUUUAGAACAGAACUGCGUGUAGAAUACAUGAUGCGUGUUUUAGUUUUGUUAUGUGCCGUUCUAACAAGCCAGGUAUAUGUUGCGUUCGGCCAGGAAUUCAAUUCAUAUUGCAAUGUGAGUACUGCAAUGAAAUUGAAAAUUGCGAAUUUGCAUUUGGACGACUUACCACUUUGUGCGAUGGCAACGUCAUUCACACAAGAACUGGUGAAAAAGCAAUACCAGUAUCUCACUUUGAUCCACCAUCAUUAUCAAGCCGACCGGUUUUAUCCAAAUGUAGCGAAGUAUUUCCGCAAAUGCAUGGAGAAAACAUCCGGCAUGCUCGACCGUGUUGCAACCUAUAUUAUGGCAAAACAGGUGACGAUUUCAGCUUCUGCAAACGCCCCUGAUUAUGUGAACGAUCUUUUUCAACACGGAUUUAUGCCUGCGUUCACCAUUAACCAUACCAGACCGCCAACCCUCCGAAGUGCUUUUCGCCAAGCUUUUAAAUCGGAGAGAAACACGGUAGAAACUUUAACAACAAUACACCAAGCGGCAGAGGUUUUGGGGGACGCGGAAGUUGCUGAGCUAGUGGGAGCUGAUUUGAUUCCAGAGGUAACAAAAUUGAUGAACGAGUUACAUACACACUUCAGUAUGCUGCACUCAGUCACAAGGCAUAACCUUCAUGGCCUGGGGGAAUUCAUUUAUGAUAAAAACUUGUAGUAAUGUUGUACUUAUGUAAAUUGUAAUUCAGUGAUCAUGUAGUAAUAAAGUAUUGGACCAAUAA
Messenger RNA from Ciona intestinalis (vase tunicate), 835 nucleotides. The record is from RefSeq and is a predicted model, not a curated record. Lineage: Eukaryota; Metazoa; Chordata; Ascidiacea; Phlebobranchia; Cionidae.